Molecule: messenger RNA, 948 nt
Organism: Cavia porcellus (domestic guinea pig)
Lineage: Eukaryota; Metazoa; Chordata; Mammalia; Rodentia; Caviidae
Product: olfactory receptor 1468-like
Exons: 1
Coding region: 1-948 (315 amino acids)
Biological process (GO): G protein-coupled receptor signaling pathway
Cellular component (GO): plasma membrane
Molecular function (GO): olfactory receptor activity; G protein-coupled receptor activity
Source: RefSeq, a predicted model, not a curated record
AUGGAAAGAAACCAAACCGUCCUCUCAGAGUUCCUCCUGCUGGGUCUGCCCAUCCAGCCAGAGCACCAACACCUGUUCUAUGCCCUGUUUCUCACCAUGUAUCUUACCACAGUCCUGGGCAACCUCAUCAUCAUUGUCCUCAUUCAACUGGACUCCCGGCUCCACACACCCAUGUACUAUUUUCUCAGCAACUUGUCCUUCUCUGACCUCUGCUUUUCCUCUGUGACUGUUCCCAAGCUGUUGCAAAACAUGCAGAGCCAAGUCCCAUCCAUCCCGUAUCGAGGCUGCCUCACCCAAAUGUACUUCUUCAUACUUUUUGGAGAUCUGGAGAGUUUCCUGCUUGUGGCCAUGGCCUAUGACCGCUAUGUGGCCAUCUGCUCCCCACUGCAGUACACCAGCAUCAUGAGCUCCAAGCUGUGUGUGUGCCUGGCAACCCUGUCCUGGAUGCUGAACAUGUUCCAUGCCCUGUUGCACACCCUGCUCACUGCAAGACUAUCUUUCUGUGGGAACAAUGUGAUCCCCCACUUUUUCUGUGACUUGUCUGCCCUGCUGAAGCUGGCCUGCUCCAACACUCAUGUUAAUGAGUUAGUGAUAUUUAUCAUGGGAGGGUUAAUUAUUAUUAUUCCAUUCCUACUCAUCACCGUGUCCUAUAUCCAGAUUUUUUCAUCCAUCCUCAAGAUUCCCUCUGCUCAGGGAAUCCAUAAAGCUUUCUCUACCUGUGGCUCUCACCUCUCUGUGGUGUCGCUGUUCUGUGGGACAAUCAUUGGCCUCUACUUAUGUCCAUCAGCUAAUAAUUCCACUGUGAAGGAGACCGUCAUGGCUCUGAUGUACACGGUGGUGACUCCCAUGCUGAAUCCCUUCAUCUACAGCCUGAGGAACAGAGACAUGAAGGGAGCCUUGGGAAGAGUUUUUCAUAAGAAUAAAAUGCUCUUCUGUUUUUCAUGGUAG